Branchiostoma belcheri (Belcher's lancelet) is the source of this 648-nucleotide messenger RNA. RefSeq names its product calmodulin-A-like. Bases 1 to 648 code for a protein of 215 amino acids. The record is from RefSeq and is a predicted model, not a curated record. The transcript has 5 exons. Gene Ontology annotation, molecular function: calcium ion binding; enzyme regulator activity. Lineage: Eukaryota; Metazoa; Chordata; Leptocardii; Amphioxiformes; Branchiostomatidae.
AUGUGGUGUUGUUACUGUACGCAGGAUGACGAGACCGGAUCCUAUGCCUCCCACUCAGCUACUCCCACCCACAGCGACAGCUUUUUUGCCGGGUUGUCCGAAUCUCAAGUACAAGUUAUUCAGCACAAACUGUUGAUCUGUACUGAGCUCCUAUUUGUGUUUGCAGAGUAUCGAGAGGCUUUCAAGUUGUUUGACAAAGAUGGCGACGGAACCAUCACCGUAGAGGAGCUUGGGACGGUUUUGCACGACCUGGGUCAGUUUUCCUCAGAAGAGGAUCUUAACGAGCUACUGCAUGACCUAGAUGCAGACGGAAACCUCACGAUAGAUUUCGAGGAUUUCGUGGUCAUUUUGUCGUCCAUAAUCAAAGAGGAAAACGACGAAGACGACGAAGUUCUAGCGGAGGACGAUGAGAAAGACUUGCGAGAAGCAUUCAGCUUGUUUGACAAGGCGGGGGAUGGUUUCAUUGAUGCUUCUGAUCUCAGACAGAUACUUAGCUGUUUUGGUCAAGAUCUCACGGACGAAGAAGUUGAUGAAAUGAUGUGUGAAAUUGACCUCGACGGCAAUGGCAAGAUCGACUAUGAAGAGUUCGUCACUACGAUCUGUGAGCUGGCUCAGUUUCUGUAUGAGGAAUGCAACGAUGACUUAUGA